CAACCAGCAGACCUGUCAUUGAAGCAGGAUCCCAGAUCUCUGACUUUGAUGCAGCUUUGAUGCGAGCCAGAGUCUCUAUCACAGAUGAGAAGAGUAUUGUUUUAGGUGGCUCUCCGCCGAGAAGACAUUCAUUAAUCGAGCCGCCAGGGCAUGAAGGAUCAAGCCUGGCCUACUACCACACUGUCAGUCUGCCAGAUGAGGAUCUUAUUUUAAGCUUGGCUGCAAAAGAUCUUGUUCAGAUUCUGGGUCUAAAGGAUCCAUCACUACUUGAUGAUCGUAUUACUCUGAGCUGUGUACGAGCAGGCAGCAUAUUCUGUAAACAAGGGGAUCAGGAUACCAGUUUGUUUUUCUUGGUGAAGGGGACAGUCAGCGUGCUACAGAAUGUGGUUGGCGAAUCAUCUAAAGAGGCACUCAUGUUCCAUGCUGAGCCAGGAGAAAUCAUAGAUGUCCUGGCAGUGCUAACAGGCGAACCUUCCUUCUUCACCAUGAGAGCCAAGACUGACGCCAUCAUGGUGGUCAUCUCCAAGCCUAAUUUUUAUCAAAUCAUGAGGGCCGAACCUUUUAUGGUCCUGAAUGUGGCCCACUGCACUGCCAAGCGAAUCUCCACAUUUGUCCGGGAAAUAGACUUUGCUGUUGACUGGCAGAUGCUCGAAGCUGGGAAAGCUCUGUUUAGACAAGGAGAUCCAAGUGAAAGCAUAUACAUAGUGCUGACGGGCCGGCUGCGGUCAGUCCUCACCACGGUGGGAGGCAAGAAGGAGCUGGUCGGGGAAUUUGGCCGAGGAGAGCUUGUUGGGAUUGUGGAAGUCCUGACACAGACAGAAAGAGCAACAACAGUUUUGGCUAUCAGAGAUACAGAACUAACCAAAAUCCCAUCUGAGCUUUUGAACCUGAUCAAACUACGCUACCCACAAGUGGUGACCAGACUGAUCCAUCUCCUGGGAACAAGGAUCCUUGGCAACAUCCAGCAGAAGAACACAGUGAGCCUCACUACAGGUCUUCCAUUCCACAGUGAUUCCUAUAAAAAGAUGGAGAGAAGCACAGUUGACAAUCUGGCAACAAUUGCUAUAGUGCCUAUCACAGAGGAUGUGCCACUGACCAACUUUGCUCUUGAGCUGCAGCAUGCAUUGUUGAGCAUUGGUCCGACUGUACGGUUGACACCAGAUAUUGUCAAAGCCAGGCUUGGUACAGCUGCUUUAGAGGGGGUGAAUGAGUACCGGCUCUUCAGUUGGCUGAGCCAGCAAGAGGAUAUCCAUCGAAUGGUGCUCUACCAGUGCGAUUACCAACUGAGCAAGUGGAGCAAGCAUUGUCUGAGGCAGGCAGACUGCAUCCUUAUUGUUGGUUUGGCAGAUAAAGAACCCACUAUAGGGCCUAUUGAGAAGGAGUUGGAGAGCAUUGCUGUACGGGCACAGAAAGAAUUAGUUCUGCUGCAUAAAGAGGAUGCGGAGACGGCCAGAAAUACCAGUGAGUGGUUGAAUGUUAGAGGCUGGCUGUCGUCUCACCACCACAUCCGCUGUCCUAAAAGAGUGUUCAAAGUCAAGAAUCCAGCCAAAACAUUGGACUUGUAUGAACGUUUGUUUGAGAGACCAGCUGACAGAAUGGCUGAUUUUUCCCGCCUUGCUCGCUUUCUUACAGGCACCUCCAUUGGGCUGGUUCUAGGAGGAGGUGGGGCCAGAGGGCUGGCUCAUGUUGGCAUGAUACAGGCAAUGCAGGAAGAAGGCAUCCCUAUUGAUAUGAUUGGAGGUACAAGUAUUGGGUCCUUCAUUGGUGCUCUGUGGGCUGAGGAAAGAGGCUACGUCAGGUUCAAACAGAGGGCCAGGGAAUGGGCCAUGGGUAUGACUUCUUUAUGGAAAAAGAUUUGGGAUCUGACUUACCCUGUUGCAUCCAUGUUCACAGGUUGGGCUUUCAAUGAGUCUAUAGAAAGUGUGUUCCAUGACCGUCAGAUUGAAGACUUGUGGAUCCCAUAUUUCUGUAUAACAACAAACAUAUCUAACUCCACCAUGAGAGUCCAUUCUGCAGGAAGUGUCUGGCGCUAUGUACGAGCCAGCAUGUCCCUCUCUGGCUACCUGCCUCCUUUAUGUGACCCUGUAGAUGGACACUUGUUGUUGGACGGUGGCUAUGUCAACAAUCUCCCAGCUGAUGUGAUGCACAGCCUGGGUGCCAAGUUUGUCUUUGCGGUGGAUGUGGGCAGUCAGGAUGAGACAGACCUCACCAACUACGGGGAUUACUUGUCUGGCUGGUGGCUGCUGUGGAAACGAUGGAACCCUUGGGCUAAAACUGUCAGGGUGCCAGACAUGACUGAAAUACAGACCAGGUUAGCUUAUGUGUCUUGUGUCCGGCAGUUGGAGGUAGUGAAGAACUCUGACUACUGCGAGUACAUUAGGCCACCUAUUGAUAGAUUUGCCACUUUACAAUUUGGCAGCUAUGAUGAAAUAGCAGAGACUGGCUACCAUCACGGAAAGACUCUUUUCUCUGCCUGGAGCAAGGGAGGACUGCUAGACAAACUGUUCCUGGAGACAGCACCUCCAUCCAAUGAAGCCAGGGCCCACAAAGACAAGAGUCAUGUGCCAGUGAUGGCUUACUUUACAGACUUGGCAGAACAGGUUUCCAAAAUUGAAAAGCCAAAGAGCAAGUUCUAUUUGCCUGUUGGAGAUUCUGAUGAAGAAGUCAUUGAUGAAAAUGAUGAAUUUGACCCAGCCAUGACCAUGGAGGGAUAUGAAGAGGAUGAUGAGUUUGCUUGCAGUGAUGGGGACGAGGAUGUCAGCGAAGGCAGGGAGGACCAGGCCGGGGGUAAACGCAAGGUGACCUCUUUAGUUUUACUGUCACUCAAUCUGUUGGCUCUCAUAUGUAUAGAGUCAGCGCCAAAAGAUCUGUAUAUACUGUAA
Candidula unifasciata is the source of this 2882-nucleotide messenger RNA. The record is from the annotation of a GenBank genome assembly. Lineage: Eukaryota; Metazoa; Mollusca; Gastropoda; Stylommatophora; Geomitridae.